UAACCAGCAGCAGCAAAGCCUUGAUGGUCAGUCGCGUUGUCUUCACAUUUGAUGCCAUUCCUUGUUUAGUGUUGAGUUGGCGUCGUGCAAGUUGGAUGUGCUGUUUUAACCUUUCCAUCAAUUUCUUUUUGUUCACGGAUAACAGGAAUUCAAAAGUGGAUUGAACCGCGUCAUUUUGAACGUUUGGAACAGAAACUGACGACAUGUCUGCUGGAGAGGAUUACAGUGCUGGUUUGUUGGAGAAUUCCCAUAACAAAAAGCCGACUCACUCUCAGGUUAUCAAAGAAGUAAUCAACUGGUUUUACGGGCCCGAUGCAGGAAAGCUCAGUAAAGAAUGGAGCAAACGGCUUUUGCGGCCGAGACCAAGACUGACGCAGGCACUCAGCACCACCACGCCGGAAUAUGUCACGUACGACACGGCCAAUUACCCCGCACUACACGGACCAUCCGCCAGGAUUCCCUAUCACGUCAUCAUAUUGGGAGGUGUUCUAAUCCUGGCCGUCUUUUAUCUUUUACUUUUCCUCGUCAUCAGUCGUUUAAGGUGUUGUAGAAAGAAUCAACAGCGAACGGCUCGCCGGAGGAGCAGGGAGACUUUGAGAGAAGCCAAUGGAUUGUAUCACAUUGAAGGAGAUGUGCUGGGCAGUGGUAAUGUCCAUUCUUCUUCGCCCAAAUUGGGUGAAACAGACGAUUCGCCACCACCGUCUUAUGAAGACGCUAUGAUUGCCUGCGGCCAUAGCCCUCAACAGUUGCCGGCGCAAGCUAAAACCAAUCAGGCAACACCUUCGAAUGUUAAUAACGGCGAAGAUGUCGAACGCGCUUGAAUGAAAGGUAUGAGUAAAGACUAGUAGCAGUAUUGUGACUUAUAGGUGGAACUAACACGGGAAAAUCUUACUCAAAGAGCAUGUUACAUAUUUUCUGGAAGGUCUUUCAGCAUUCGGUUGUCCUUAAGUGUAUAUAUAUUAUACAGUACACUAUUUGUGAGGGUACACAUACUUGGUGGCGUCUUUUUAAAAGGAUGAAAUCAUUUCAUUUUUAUGUUUAUUAUGUCAUUUCCGUUUCUCGUUGCACAAAUAAACCCAUUUCGAGAUGUACUUUUAUAA
Daphnia pulicaria is the source of this 1100-nucleotide messenger RNA. RefSeq lists its product as uncharacterized. The record is from RefSeq and is a predicted model, not a curated record. Lineage: Eukaryota; Metazoa; Arthropoda; Branchiopoda; Diplostraca; Daphniidae. The coding region runs from base 204 to 821 and encodes 205 amino acids. The transcript has 3 exons.